AUGGAGACUAUCGCGAUCUCAGGUGAGGAGACCGCCGCCACGACAGAUGUGUCGAGAAAAGAGCCGCACCUCCUUGGCCUGCCCCUUGAGAUCCGCCUACAGAUAUAUGGCUGGAUCCACGCGGCACACCCGGUACAGCACGCGCAGCUCGCGCCGUGGUAUCCGAACCCAAUACAUAGUGUGUACUUCCUAGGGCCUGUCAACCCCCCCGGAGUGGAAACUGAGGAUCUUGCCGUACCAGGGAAAAUCGUGACAGUCAUUGACGGCCCCGCGAGAGAGUACAAUCACUCCAACUCUAAUCAGAAGCAUGAAGAGCCGCCGCUGCUGUCGCCAAACCGUCCCAUCUCAGGUAUUCCCUCAGCGCUCCUGGGAACCAACAGGCAAAUCUACAACGAGUGCCGUUGUCUUCCCUUCCACGCCAACGAGUUCGUCUUCGUCAACUGGUUCUCUUCGGGGCUCUGGGCGGCGCGAGCAUUCACACGCGGCCUUCGGCCGUGGCAGCGGGAUGAAAUGCGAUGGGCACGGCUUGAGAUGCUCGGGCGGGACUUCACGGGCCCGACGCUCAAGGAGUGGAUCGAGCUGUGCGGCCACUGGACCUCUGGGCUGCGGGGGCUGAGGCUUAAGAUCCUGAUCGGGGGUGGGAUAUUCGAGCCCACAGCUCCGUUUGCCGCACUAAACAACAAUGCAGAGGCCCAGGCUAUGGGGUUGGGCUCUAUAACGACACGGCCGGAUCCCAGGCUUGAGUGGAUCGAGGAAGGGCUCCGGAAAUUGGAGGCGUUGAGAAGGCUGGAGGUCGAGCUGUCGGUGCUGGAUUGGGGGGAUGGGGAGAAGGUCGAAUGGUGUACAGAACUUGGGAAGAUGUUGAACGUCGGGAGAGAGGGAGAAGAGGGCAUCGUCGUUGUGAGAUGUGUUGAGAAGCUUGAGGAGGACCGCGGGCCAAAAAGGCAAGUCUGUGAAGGCAUCGCGAAGAAUUGA
Colletotrichum orchidophilum is the source of this 975-nucleotide messenger RNA. RefSeq lists its product as uncharacterized. The record is from RefSeq and is a predicted model, not a curated record. The transcript has a single exon. NCBI's taxonomy places the organism in Eukaryota, Fungi, Ascomycota, Sordariomycetes, Glomerellales, Glomerellaceae. Bases 1 to 975 code for a protein of 324 amino acids.